GAGAAAACUAGAGCAAUGAGCUGAGAAGGCAAUCUAACCUGAACAUAACCUCUUGAUAGCUUUCUUAUAUCUGUCCCUCUUUUCAGGGCUAUAUAAUUUAUGACGUUUCACGGGUGUGUUUUUUGCUAUGACUUCAAGUCCAUCGAUGUUAUUUGAAGAAGGGAUUAACAUAAAAUAACAUGUCGGCGAAAAAUUCUCCUCGCAAAAAAAGAGUAUUACAAGAGGUGGAAAGGUCUCCCAAGACAACUCUCUUUGCUGGUGCUGGAGCUGGUUUAGUGGUGGAUUGCGCAUUGUUUCCUCUUGACACAUUAAAAACAAGAUUGCAAAGCCAGUAUGGAUUUUGGAAAUCUGGAGGUUUUAGGGGGGUGUACAAAGGUAUUGGACCUACAGCGGUUGGUUCCGCACCAUGUGCUGCCUCAUUUUUUUUAACAUACAAUGGUUUCAAGUAUGCCAUCCAGCCUCUUGUCGCACCCCAUCAGGAUUUCAUGGUUCAUAUGUCAGCUGCUGCUAUAAGUGAAGUAGUUUCCUGUAUAGUACGAGUUCCUACUGAAAUAGUUAAACAACGGCGCCAAGCCUGCAUACAUGAAGGUAGUUCAUUGUCUAUUAUAAGAACGGUAAUAAGAACUGAAGGUCCUUUGGGAUUUUAUCGAGGAUUUUGGACUACCGUACUUAGAGACGCUCCAUAUUCGAUUAUCCAGUUUCCGCUCUGGGAGUAUUUCAAGACGAACUUCAGAAACAUGAGGGGUGGUAAAGAACCAACACCGAGUGAAGGAGCACUGUGUGGUGCAGUUGCAGGAGCGAUUGCUGGAGCUGCAACUACUCCAUUGGAUGUUGUUAAAACACGUAUAAUGCUGUCAGUUGGUGGGAUCGGGCCAAAACGAAAAAAUGUCAAAAUUGGUCCAAUAGUUACACAGAUAUACAAAGAAAAUGGAACAAUGGGGUUUUUUGCCGGUUUCGUACCAAGAGUCGUCUGGAUAUUUCUUGGAGGAGGAAUAUUUUUUGGUGUAUAUGAAAAAGCUUGUGUAUUAAUUGAUGGAGAUAGCUAACAGAAUGUAAUCUUUUUAUUUGUUGUUAUUAGAUUUAAAAAGUUAACAAUAUACAUAUAUUUUAAUUUUUAAUGCUGGUAUUUAUAUUUAGUCUAUUUCAG
This is a messenger RNA of Nezara viridula (southern green stink bug), 1147 nucleotides long. The record is from the annotation of a GenBank genome assembly. Lineage: Eukaryota; Metazoa; Arthropoda; Insecta; Hemiptera; Pentatomidae.